Molecule: messenger RNA, 1807 nt
Organism: Magallana angulata
Lineage: Eukaryota; Metazoa; Mollusca; Bivalvia; Ostreida; Ostreidae
Product: calponin-2-like
Exons: 6
Coding region: 240-1520 (426 amino acids)
Molecular function (GO): protein binding
Source: RefSeq, a predicted model, not a curated record
AGUGGCUGGCCUUUCCCCCUCUCUAUUUAGGUAUUCCGUUCGUACGAAUCUUCGCUGCUCAGCAAUUGUUAACAGCGCUGUAAGUCGGGAAGGCUAUAGGAGGGAGUUGUGAGAAUCCUCUGUCACUGUUCCUCCAUUUUAUCAUCUGCUUUGAAGGGAGAUAGGCCUUUUGGUGAACGAGGAAGAGCUUGUUUGAGUGAUCUAGUCAAUAGUUAGGAAAAAAAUCACACACUUUCAAAAUGGCAGAACGUAUGAAACCCAUGGGAAUGGAUCGUGCACUUUCGAGCAAGGAUUCAGGUGGCGCUACCUCAAUCACCGAUAGCACAGCCCGACUCAAACACACCUCAAUGCAGCGAACAUUGUCAAGAACAGGCUCAUUGCAUCAAGACAAACGGAUGGGUGCCAAGUACGACCCCCAGGCCGAAGCCGAGGUCAGGCACUGGUUCAAACAGCUCUUGAAUGAAGACAUUGGUGAAGGUUCGAUGACUGUAGAGAAAAACCUCAAGGACGGAAUCCUUCUCAUCAAACUUUUACAGAAACUGUACGAGGGAACACCAAAUAAACCCGCGGCCUGUGAUAAAAUCAAACUUAAAUUCAACACUUCCCAAGCUCCCUUUAAGCAGAUGGAAAACAUCGAGCUGUUUUUGAAAGGCGCUAACGCCUAUGGAGUGCCCGACAACAGUCUGUUCCAGACAGUGGACCUCUACGAAGGCAGGAACAUGGCAAUGGUCAUCGCCACCAUCCUUCAAGUUGGAACUGAGGCUCAACGUUACAAUUUUAACGGCCCCACCUGUGGUUCCAAACCCGUCGAGAAGCACCAGGUUGAAUUCUCGUAUGAGCAGCUCAAGCAGUCUCACGGUGUUAUUGGUCUUCAGAGUGGCACAAAUAAAUUUGCAACCCAGAAAGGCAUGCGUAUUGGCGCUGUUCGUCAUAUUGCUGAUAUCAGGGCCGACGACUUAUCUCAAGAUGGUCAAAAUCAUAUUGGUUUACAAGCAGGAUCUAACCAAUUCGCCAGCCAAAAGGGAAUGACAGGUUUCGGCGCUGUAAGACAUAUUUCGGAUAUCAGAGCCGAUCAGUACGACAAGGAAUCGAAUGCUCAUAUCAGUCUUCAAUCAGGAACUAACAAGUUCGAUUCCCAGAAAGGAAUGCGUGGUGGAUUUGGAGCUGUACGUCAUAUCUCAGAUAUCAGAGCAGACCAGUAUUCCGAGGACAGCAAGAGUCAUAUUAGUUUACAAUCUGGCACUAACCAGUUUGCCUCCCAAAAAGGAAUGACCGGUUUUGGAGCAGUCCGCCAUAUUGCUGAUAUCAGGGCCGACGAUUUGGACCGCGAGGCAGCUGCCGAGGUAUCCCUGCAAUACGGCACCAACAGAUUCGACAGCCAGAAGGGAAUGACGUCAUUUGGAGCACAGCGUCACGUUUCCGAUAUUAAAGUUAACGACUUAGCUGAAGAUAUGAGACGUAAAAUGGGUUACACUCCAUCUGUACAAGACAUGCAAGAAUACCCGGAACAAGAUCAAUAGACUACUACAGGGACGGAGGAUCAACAUCGUAAAGACUUUCAAAACAUUUACAUCUGCCAUGGUUUUCAUUAAUUUCGAAACAAAGUGCCACGAAAUCAAUGGACUACUGGUUGACUAUUUAUAUUCUAGAAUAUGUUUUUUAAAAGGACAUUUAAAGAAAGGCGUCUUUUGUGAGCAGAAGUAUGGUAGCCACGCGGAACCCGAUGCGCUAAACCUUUGCUAAUGUAAAUGUUGUCAGACUGCUUUCUACGUGAUGAGAGAACAAAAAUUAAACAUAUCUCGGCCGA